Messenger RNA from Sardina pilchardus (European sardine), 7503 nucleotides. Its product is annotated as KIAA0232 ortholog. The record is from RefSeq and is a predicted model, not a curated record. The coding region runs from base 886 to 4860 and encodes 1324 amino acids. NCBI's taxonomy places the organism in Eukaryota, Metazoa, Chordata, Actinopteri, Clupeiformes, Clupeidae. The transcript has 8 exons.
AUGUCAAGUGUCACUGCAGGGAACUAGCCAGUUCAAGUAUUAGCUGGUUUGCUGACUUAGCUACGGCAACAGCUAGCUGUUCGCUAUGUCCCGGUUUUGGGCAGUCGGGCGGCCACUCCUCCUUGCGUUAGCUCAUGACAGUAUCAGCGUAACAAAAUUUAACCCUAGCUGACAGACAGUGUUCAUGUUUACUGUGGAUAUUCGCCUUUGCAUUGUAAACAUAGACGAUGUGUUUUCCCUGUCCCUCGCUGCAACAACUAUCAUGUCUUCCGGAAAACUCUGGAAUUUUACCAGGAGCCCAUUAGGCCAGUGUUAGCUUCAGCGGUGAUCGCAAAUAGCGUCACGCUAACGUACUAACGUAGAUUAAGGGAUCUCCUACGCUAGCAAUGGGCCAUUAACGGUAACGUUGCCGUUAAUGGAUUAAAUCUAUCACGCUGGUGAACGGUCAUCUGGCCACAAUCUGAACUGCGUCAGAAUACCUUGCAAAAGAGGUUCAACGUUAAGUUAUGCAAUUUAACGUUAACGGAACGCUAACGUUGUUCCUGGCAGUCCAGAACUGAGAGGAGUUACUCAAUGUUACGUUAAAUUGUUGAACAAGUGGUGAACCCCAUUUCACCAUGUACCUCUGCGACUGAUAUUGAGCUCAAUUUGGUCAUCCCCCUGUCAUCACUACAACUCACAAAUACAAGUUACACGCACUCAGCAAUGGGUACUGAAUAACCCAAGACAAGGCGGGGGAAAACACUGAUCCUUUAUGUAGCCCUCUGCCCCCUCCUCGAGUGAAGCCACCAUCUCCCAUCUGACAUUUUUGCACUCCUGCAACUGUCCCGUCCUGCAUCCGUCAUCAUGCCACUCCUGCUUAGGAUGGCUGCCACCUAGGCCCCCAUGCGUCCCUUAAGUGGCAAGCAUCCACCCCCUCCCAGAAGUUUGUUGAGUCCCACUCUGCCUCCUGCUCUCCUCAGACCUUGCUCAGAGAUGUCUUUGCUGCAGUCGCUGGGGCCAGUGCAGAACUGGCUGGGUCAGGAGCUAGAAAAAUGUGGGAUUGAUGCUGUGAUCUAUACCCGCUAUGUGCUCAGUCUCCUCUUGCAUGACAGUUAUGACUACGACCUGCAAGACCAGGAGAAUGACAUCUUUUUGGGCUGGGAAAAGGGAGCAGGGAAGAAGUGGACCAGGAGUCGGAGGAAGGGGGGGGCGGAUGUGAGUCUGGAGGAGAUGAAGAAACAAGCAGCUGUGCAGUGUCUGCGUUCUGCAUCUGAUGAGAACUCUGGAAUUGAGAGUCUUGUCGAGGAGCUCUGUUCCAGACUAAAGGAAUUGCAAAACAAGCAAAAAGAGCGAGGGCGGCAGACGAGCAAAAAAUCUGAAGGAGUUCUAUCACCAGAACUGGCUGUAUCACCAUCCUUGAAAGACCAACUGGAAAUGUACAAUGAAGCCUUUCCACCACUUUCCGAGAAAUCCGUUUGUCUUCAGGAGAUAAUGACUGUGUGGAACAAGGAUAAAUCCUGCACAUCUUCUUCGGCUGCCCCAAACACCAGCACUGACACCUCUGCACCUAAAGAUUGUUGGAGUGAUGGUGAGGCCUCCAAGGGUGAAACCUCAAAGACCUCUGUCACCAGUACCGCCAUCACAUCAGUAAUUGGAGAAAGGAUUCCACACAGGCGUAACAAGAAAGAGAAAGAGAACAGACAACAUGGAGAAGAGCGAGCCUCUCACAGUAAGAGGCAAGCUCGGAGUUGGUCGGAGGGCAAAUAUCGCCCCCGAUCCUGCUCCUCUGGCUCCAGCGAAGCAGGUUCCAGCUCCAGCAGUAAUCAGGGUGACCCGAAAAGACCUACCAGCAAAACCCUCCAGAUUAGGCAUAAAUCCCGUGAAAGAGGUACAACCAGAAGCAAGAAAAUUCGAAGCCAAGGGCAAGUGAAACUGUCCUUUAAGGCCUUUGACAAGGAAGAGCGGAAAAGUGCUAUGGCAGGUCCUUCCAAGCAGCAGCUACCAAUCUGUCCAAAAAAGGGAAAGAGGUCUCUUAAAGAGAUAAAAAAGGAGGCUUGUGGAAUGGAGUUGAAGGAGACACUAUAUGAUAGGAGAAACAAAAAAGAGUAUGUAGAAGAACCACUAUGGUACACAGAACCCCUGACAGAAUAUUUAGUCCCUGUCAGCUGUAGAAAAAGCAAACUUGAGACAACUUAUAGGAACAACUCUGAAUCUCCUAGUGGAUCUAAUUUGUCUGGAGAUAUGGACAGGUUGACGGAGCGAAUGCAAGGGAUUUGUUUGGCCAGUGCUAACUUCCAGAGGACUUAUCUUGCAGCAGGGACUUUUGUUGAUGGGCACUUUGUUGAAUUGCCAGGUGAGAGCAGUGAGCAACCUGUUGAAUUCAAUAGGACCUCAUUCAGCCCACCACACGAGGAUAGCCGAGAUUUAGAUGAUGAACAUCUGUCUGAAUUCACUGACUUCUAUGAAGUCGAUAUUUAUCCAUCCAUAUUGGAUCCAUGUGCCUCAGACUCAGUCCAAGAGAGUCGAAUCCUAAACAUGAUUCGCCAAAAAAGCAGAGAGCAGAGAGAAUUUGAGGCAGAAUGUUUAGUGUUAGAUGGCCUUCAGCUGCAUGGGAAAAGUGCAAUAAAUACGGAGUCACUGGGAGCAUCUGGAACUGAUGGGUUCCUCUGGAAAGAUUUUGAAAGUAUUGCUCAAGUCUGUGAAUGUUACUCAUCGUCCAGUUCAGAUGAUGUGGAACGAGAAAGUUUUGUUGGGGACUCCCCUGUUCAGCUCUCCCCAGUAUUUGAUAGUACAAUGUUUAAUUUGAGUGAGUUGUCUGAGGAAUGCAAUGCUCCAGAAUCCAGCUGUGAUGGUCCACAUCUGAAUACCAGCUGUUUCUCGCUUUUCGAGCUGCAGUGUGAUAGCCCCACUUGUUUUCCAUGUGACUCUGCUACUGGUUGUCCUGAAAACACCACAACUCCGAAGACAAGUAGCAGUCUCGAUCCACAUGGUGACAACAAGCAGUCUCGUUUGCUCAUUUGGACCAAAAAUAGUGCCUUUGAUGGAACUGAAUAUUGUUCUAAUCUUUCAACACGAACUUGCAGCCCUUGGUCUCACUCAGAGGAGACUCGCUCAGACAAUGAGCAAGUAAAUGUUCCGUCAGAGGAGUUGGCUCAGAUUGCUGGUGAGGAGAUAACAUCUGUAAUACCUUAUAUUCCAGCAACUUAUCUGGAGGAAGAUCUCCUUGAGUUUUUGAAGGAUGCUGAAGUACCACAAGAAAAGGCAACACAUACCGUUUCAAAAACAAUAUCCAAACUGGAAUCAAUUUGUGGUAUACCAUUAGAGACAGAGAGUGAGCAGUAUGACACUGGCAUAUAUGAUGAUGCAAAUCAACAGAACAAAGACUACACCUCAGGGAUAGAUAAGGACAUUUGGACAGCUGUUGGAGAUCCUUCACACAAGGAAGAGGAGAAGCCUCAUUAUCAGGGGCAGUUCUUGGAGGAUGUACGGAACUACCACUGUGGUUGUCAGGACAUGAAGCUGACUGGUGCUGCACAUCUACAGACUGCACAGAAGAAAGCAGUGCAGUGUUCGGUGUAUCACCUGUGGGAAGAGGAAGCAGAAGGUCAAGAAUUGGCUAAAAAUAAGCUGUCCAAAACAGAUAGUGGUGACUAUAUGACCCCUUUGAAGCCCUGGGACACGAGUUCAGACAAAGACAGCACAUCAUUUAUCCUGGGGGGAGUGUAUGGUGAACUCAGGUCUUUUGGAGGUGACCAUGACUGGGCUGCUGUUCCAUCAGGCAAUGCCCAAGGCCUGCUGCAGUGUGCUGCUGCUGCAGCCUCAGACGUUGUGACUAUUGCAGGCACUGAUGUGUUCAUGAAUGCAGGAAACUGCUUUGCACCUGGUCACAAGCCGCUAUGGAGACCGCUGGUCUCCUUUGGUCAGAAUGAGCAUGCGGUAAAAAGAGAAAGAUUGACCAAGGGGUUUUCUUUUAUCUUCCAUGAAGAUUUAAUUGGAACCUGUUCAGGUCUCUAUAGGGAUGAACCAGACCAGGAUUACUCAUUCUCAUCAUUUGACCUGAACAAUCCUUUAUCUCAAGUACUCCACGUGGAGUGCUGUUUUGAGCCCAACGAAAUGACAUCGUUAAGCCCAGGCUUCAAACCGAAGUCAAUUCUUUGCUCAGACUCAGAGAAUGACAUCUUCUCUUCCCGGCUGUAUGGCAUUAAUCAGACUCAGUACCGCGCCAUACGCAUAUCCCCAAGGACUCACUUUCGACCAAUUUCCACUUCAGAAUUGUCUCCUGGUGGAGGCAGUGAGUCCGAUAUAGAGUCUGAAAAAGAUGAGCAUAGUCUUCCUACUCUGGUUCAGGCCAAUGUGUUUGAUGACCCACAGGCAGACCUCAAACCCCUAGAGGAGGAUGCUGAGUGUGAAGGACCUUAUUACGGAAAGUCGGAACUAGAAUCUGGGAAAUUUUUGCCCAGGUUAAAAAAAUCUGGUAUGGAAAAGAGUGCCCAGACUUCAUUAGAUUCGCAGGAGGGGUCCGGUGCACUUUUGUCGGUACCUGAGCAAAAUUAUGCUGACAGUCACCUGGUGUCUGCAGCAACUAUAGCACCCAUGACGGUGGAGGCACCAGCACAACUGUCCUCCAGUGAUCAAGGUCAUAAGGAGGAGCCCUGCGAUAGUGGAGAGGCAUUUGGAUAUUCAGCCGGUGGCCUUGUGCUUCCCCACGAAGGCGGGACAACAUUUGACCUUGAAAUGUUGCAUGAGCAGUCAUAUAAUUUGAAUGACACGGAUGAUGAGAGGAAUGAUUCACAGCAGGAUGAUUGCUUGUGGCAGAGUUCUCUCAUAUCCCCUCUAUUCUCUGGGUCACAGUGCACAGCAGGUAGCAGCAGCAUGUGACGAACCAACUUCAGUGUGAAAAACUGCUGGAGUGAAGACAAGACUGAAUCCUCUCAUGUCUCCACAUCAUAUUUGUCCUUUAACUCUGUUCACACAACCUCACUGACCUUGUGUGUUUGACAACAUAAAAAAAGAAACUUAGUAGAAAAAGGAAUUUGUAAGAUAUAUCUUUUGAUGGAGUUAUAUGGGGCAUUUAUUUAGUGUUUGUUCAUAGUUCGUUUCGGUGAAAUAGUCCACUUUGACCAGAACGUCAAAGCAUUACGGGCAGUCUGAUGAGACUUUACAACAUCAUACAUUUUUUCCUCAAAAGUCUCUUAUGGUUUUGAAAACUAGAAAGCUGUUAAUCAUUUAAGGUUUUGUGCAUGUUCUUCAGACAUUUGCCCUCCCUUCCAAAAUCCCCAAUUUGCCACUACAGUUUAACAAGUUAUCCUCUUUUGCUCUUUUUGAAGAUUUGAGGGCAUGGACAUUUCAUGCACAAAUUGCUGUUGAUUCUAGUCAAUGCCCUUUUUUGCUCUGGUGGCAUAGAGUGUGUGCAACUUCCCUUACAUGUGCAAGCUUUUUUUUUUUUUUUUUUUAACAAAUGUGUAAUUAUUAUUUUUGUGAUGCUCUUUUUUCCUCUUAAAUUAAUAAUAAUACAAAAAUAGGUCUAAAUUUAUGGGAAACAAAUGACUAACAAUAAGUUACAGAAAAAAAAAAGUUGUGGAAAAAAAACUAUUUCCUUUAAGAAUGGGUACUUGUGAAUUAUUUUUUACAAAGAAAAAAAAUGGUCUAAAUAAAAAUUAUUUUUAAGAUCAUACACUAGAUAGAUUUGGUGUUGCAGAGCUUAUUUUUAAGUUGAUUCCUGAGUUUGAGGAAUAUUUAAAACACUAAAAAAAUGGUUUGUUUUAAGCCCAUAGACCCCCCCCCCCCCCCCCCCCCCCCCACACACACACACACACACACAGACACAAACACCCCCCACACCAACAUUCAAAUGCAUGAAUAUACACACACCAGGAUUGAUGCAAUUGGACAAUAAAUUAAAGGAUAAAGUAGACAAAUUAAAAUAUUUGCUUUUUUUGUUUAACCUCUAUGUUUUCUGAGACAGAUUAUAAUUGAGAAUACACACUCAUGCUGAAUAUUAUAGGUUGCGGGUAGUCUCAAAAUGUUGUUGACAUAUGCAAAACAUCAAAUGUAGCACAUAUGCAAAGUUGUUAGGUGAUGAACUUGGGCCUUAAAAUGAUUACAUGUUGGGGGUGUUAGUAAUGUUACUGCAUGUAGUUUAAGCUGGAUACUUUUCUUCCCUGCCGUUCCAUUCAUCUGCCCCCCCUUCCCUUACCCCCCUUAACAUAUCUGCUUCACAAAUACAGCAUAAUUUUUCUUUAGCACUUCUGCAGAAACCUUUCAGUUUUCAGUAGAUUGGUGUGCAGGGCAUGUUGUGAUGCUAUCAGAUACCAUGAAACAUGCAACAGUUACCCUUUGUGUGUGUGUGUGUGUGUGUGUGUGUGUGUGUGUGUGUGUGUGUGUGUGCGAGUGUGUCGACAUUAAAGUAUGUAAAGUUCCAAUGUAGUGCAGAGUUCUUUGAGAAACGGGAUAUUUAUACAACAGGCCUUCAUCAGCUGUGCAAGCAAAGGGCUUCUGAGUCAAUGUUGGGUUGGGUUGCAUUGUUCGCAUUGCAUGUAGCUAGGUCUCACUCUUAUUCCCUGUUUUUGAAUCCAUGUAAAACAUUAAUUCUGCCAAAUUUAUUUGCGUUCAAUACUUUACAGAGCGUAAAUUGGCUUGUGCAUUUUUUUUUCUCGACCCAUUUGUAAUUAUUUUCCGCGGACGUUGUAAUGUGAUAACAAGAAACAUGCAACUUAAUUUCCAUAAUUAUUUGUGUGUCAAUGCCCCAUUGUCAUUGUAACUUUAUCUAAGAAGUGGUUGCUUGCACAGUUCAUGAAAGACUCCCUAUGGUAGAAUAUAGACCUACAUACAUAAAUAUGUAGUAAUCAGUUGCAUCAUAUGGAUUCUCAGGAAACAAAAAAAACCCCUAUGAUUGCCACAUGUCCAAAAAUAUAAAAGAUAAAAAAAAAAAAAAACCUUUCAGUUUGUUGGAUGAAAAUAGUGUUUCUCCAUACAGUAGUAUUACAGAACAUUAUUAAGGUACGUCAUUUAAUCAUGAUUGAAUUUCAGAAAAUCUAAAUCAACCCUUUUAAACUUUUGUUUUGUCUCACAUGGUAUGUAAUAGUUUUAGGAACAGGUUUUCUCCUGAGAAAAGAAUAAUAAAAUACAUUCACAUGUAGAUUUCAUUGAAAUGUGAAAUACUGCAGUGCAAAGUAUCCUUCAUUUUAUUUUAUUUUAUUUUAUUUUAUUUUGGUGUGUGUAUUUAUGUGUGAGGAGUGUUCAGACAGCCCUGGCACAAAAAAAAAGAUUUUCUUUUUUUAAAAAAAAAGUGAAAUAAUAACAACAUUAGGGUAAAUAAAUAAUUUUUAAAAAACAUGCCUCGGAAACAACAGGGGUCUUUUUGUCCAUUCUGUUAAGAUAUGAGCUUUCUGUCCUCUUGUGUUCACCAAGAUUAUCCACUCCAUACAUCCCAGGAUGUAAUCUUUAUAAUUUAAUGUAUAUCCUUUGUUUCAUUGUGGAGUUUCUUGACAUAUAAUAAAGGAUCAAACAGUGCUACCCUAA